CAGAGCAGACACAGAGCAGACACAGAGCAGACACAGAGCAGACACAGAGCACGGUUGUCUGAUAGAUCCAAAUCAUUUUAACUCUUUGCUGAUUUCUCCUCUAACAACAUGGACAUAAACCUAGACUGAAUAAAAACUGCAUCAGAGCAGACACAGAGGACGGUUGUCUGAUAGAUCCAAAUCCUUUUAACUCUUCGCUGAUUUCUCCUCUAACAUCAUGGACAAGUCAAACAGAAGAAUUGUCAUUGUGGGAAAAACUGGAGUUGGGAAAAGCAGCCUGGCUAACACUAUAUUUAGAGAAAGAAUGUUCAAGAUCGACCAAACUGCCAACUCUGGAACAAGUGAAUGUGAAGCAAAAACCAAAUCUGUCAAUGGAAGAAGCAUCACUCUGAUCGACACGCCUGGUUUCUUUGACACAGAUAGAUCUGAGGAGGAGCUGAAGCCUGAGAUAGUGAGGUAGUGCGCUCCUGGGCCUCAUGCUUUUCUCAUUGUGCUAGAAGUGAAUAAAUUCACAGAGUUGGAGCAGGCUGUCAUCAACAAAAUAAAAGAAUACUUUUCUGAAGAAGCCUUCAAAUAUGCAACAGUUGUCUUCACUCGUGGUGACCAGCUCCCUGAAGGACAGACAAUUGAAGAUUACGUCCGCCAGAAUAGGCCUUUGAGUGAUCUGGUGAAGAAGUGUGGAGGUCGGUGCCACGUCAUUGAUAAUAAAUACUGGAACCAAAACCCAAAGCAUGAAUACAGGAGCAACCAGUUCCAGGUGGAGGAGCUACUUAAGACAAUAGAGAGGAUGGUGAAGGAGAACAAUGGAAGCUGCUACACCAACGAGAUGCUACAGUUAGUAGAAGAAGAGAUAGAACAAGAGGAGGAGAAGAUUAGACUGUUAGCAGGAAACAUGUCAGAGGAAGAGAUCAGGGAGCAGGCUAAGGCCAAUGUAUCUACAAAGGUUUUGGUCAGAUUAGCAGGUAUUGGAACAGGUGUGUUGUUAGGAGCUUUAUGUGGUGUUGUAAUGGCACUUGCAAUAGUCUUGGUAGCUGCAACAAAAGGAAUAGCAGCUACAGUUAAGGCAGCAGUAGGAGGAGGAGCAGCAGUAGGAGGAGCAGCAGGAGGACUUGGAGCAGCAGCAGCAGCAGCAGGAGCACUUAUAGGGGCAUAUGCUGCAGUGGGAGCGGUGUGUGGAGGUGUUAGAGGAUAUUAUGCAUGUGAAGGAGCAGAAACAGCAGGGGAAGCAGCAAGAAAUGUAGUCAAGGCUGUGAAGAAUGACGCUCUAAAUGUAUACAAAGAGGCAAAGGGUUUUUGGGAGGAAAUAAAAAAGUCUUGAGUCUUGAAGGUUGAGAGAAUGUAUCAUGAAACACUGUAAAAUACAUUUACAGUAAAUUACUGGAUAAUUAUUGCAGUAAAUUCAAAGUAACAUACAGUAACAUUUUAACCAUAUUUUUCUUUCUUGCAGAUUGAAGGAAUAUAUACAAAUAUUGUAACUGAUUAUGUUGAUUGUAAAUUUGAAUGUUCAGACAAAAUAUCAACACAGCAUUUCUUAUAGGCCACAUCAGGUUAAUGAGCGUCUGUUGUAGGUUUGCCAUGAAAUGUGAUGUGAUGACUGGUGGUGGGGUCACGUCAGAAAACUUUGGGAAGUUUUAUUAUCAUUAUUAUUGAAUAGGCUUUGCUAUGCAGUUAAAUUAAUGUGGGCUUAUUUUUUUCAUAUUAAGAAAUAAUCGUAGAAAGUAGUUUUAGUAUAAGUAAAGUUAAAGUUUCUCGUCCACUUGUGGCGUCCUCUGGAUGUAAGGCAUGUUAGCAUUUUGUUGUCUAAGUUGUUACUUUGUUCAAUGUCAAUAAAGUUGAAUCUGAUCUAA
Larimichthys crocea (large yellow croaker) is the source of this 1847-nucleotide messenger RNA. Its product is annotated as GTPase IMAP family member 7-like. NCBI's taxonomy places the organism in Eukaryota, Metazoa, Chordata, Actinopteri, Sciaenidae. The record is from RefSeq and is a predicted model, not a curated record. The transcript is spliced from 4 exons. Gene Ontology annotation, molecular function: GTP binding.